This is a messenger RNA of Clonostachys solani, 2268 nucleotides long. The record is from the annotation of a GenBank genome assembly. NCBI's taxonomy places the organism in Eukaryota, Fungi, Ascomycota, Sordariomycetes, Hypocreales, Bionectriaceae.
AUGGCACCGACCAUUCCGACGUCCGCCAACAGCGGCAUGUUCCAUACGUAUCCCAAAGUCCAAGGAGUUACGCCACGGAAGCCAUCGUCAGACUCUGCGGAUGGCGGAAGGGCAAACGGCAACACAGGAAGUAAACGUAUCACGACACCUCAUGCCUGUGCCGAGUGUAAGAGGCGGAAGAUUCGAUGUGAUGGUCAGCAGCCAUGUGGACAAUGCCUCUCCAGCCGAGCUCCAAAGAGAUGCUUCUACGACAAGCACCGCCAAAGGGUCAUCCCGUCGAGAAAGCGACUGACCACAAACAGAACCCUGGAAGCUCUAUCACAACAAUUGGAAGAGUGCCGCUCCAUCGUGAAAAAGCUUUUCCCUACUGACGAGAUUUCAUCCCUUCAACCCCUUUCUCGACAAGAGCUUCUUGCUUUGUUGGACCGGCCAGUGAUCAACAACCCCAACGGCCUCCCUUCGCCACCCCCCAACACUUCUCCUAUAGGCCCGGAGCCGAGCUUGUGCAACGUUUCCGAGUCCACCAUUUCCCCCAUUGACCAAGUCCCUACGCAGGGCAUUGAGUGGGAAGAUGAUGAGUCGAGCAGAGUAUCCAUCGCUUCCGAAGUUGAUGAUCCCAGCGUCUUGUCUAUGGACCGACAAGCAUCCUACUUGGGCGCGUCUUCCAUCAAGGCCGCCUUGAUGGUGAUGCUCAAGGUACAGCCACAGCUUCGACACUCCCUGGCACCUCCCCUGAACAGCGUCGAGAUGGCCAACAACUUCCCAGUCAUCCGACAGCCACCCGCCGCUCCCAAAGAUUCGUCCCGGAUCCCCUGGUCAUGGAAAGGGCAGACUCUCAUCGAUGCGUACUUCAAGCGAAUCCAUGUCUUCAUCCCUAUGCUCGACGAGGCUGCAUUCCGAACGGAUUAUUUGGAAGGCCAGCGCUGUGAUGCUUCGUGGCUCGCAUUGUUGAACAUGGUCUUCGCCAUGGGAAGCAUUGUCGCCAUGAAGUCGGAUGACUUCAACCACAUUAACUACUACAACAGGGCAAUGGAACACGUCACAAUCGACUCUCUCGGGAACAGCCACAUCGAGACUGUACAGGCCUUGAUCAUCAUUGGAGGCUACUAUCUCCACUACAUUAAUAGGCCCAACAUGGCCAACUCUAUUCUCGGGGCGGCAAUCCGCAUGGCAAGCACACUUGGACUCUACCGAGAGUCAAUCACCCAAGGGGCCUGCGAUGUCGCAGCAGCCGAGACUCGACGACGAACCUGGUGGUCUUUGUUCUGCGUCGACACCUGGGCAACAACCACAAUGGGUCGACCUUCGUUCGGACGAUGGGGCCCUGCGAUCAACACCCAGCCACCCGAGUUCAAUGCCAGCCAGCGAGACUCGGCCCACCGCGCAGGUAUCCUUCCCCUAAUCGAGAACAUCAAAUUCUGCAAGAUUGCAACGCAGAUUCAGGACAUGCUUUCCAUCACACCCCUUUUGCGGGCCGACGAUCGAUGCAAUAUGGACAACAAGCUUCUCAACUGGUACAACAAUCUUCCAUGGCUUCUACGCACGACAGACCCUUGCGCGGAGCCCCUUUACAUUGCUCGCUGCAUUAUGAAGUGGCGGUAUCAGAACCUACGCAUGCUGCUGCACCGCCCUGUGCUAUUGGCGAUGGCCAACAACGGCAUGGGCCCACAGAUGGCCGAGCAAGACCUCGCUUCCCUGGAGACGUGCAGAGAGAUGGCCAAGGCUACCGUCGAUGACAUCUCCCGCGAGUGGACUCGCAACCAGAUGUCGGGCUGGAAUGCAGUGACCUUCCUCUACCAGGCCGCCAUGAUUCCCCUGGUCAGCAUCUUCUGGGAGUGGAACAGCAUGCAGGUCCCCGAGUGGCAGAAACAAAUCGAAACAAUUCUGGGGCUGCUAAAAUCCAUGGAGGACUGGUCCCUUGCAGCACGCCGCAGCCACGAAGUAGUCUGGCGAAUGUAUGAAGCGAGCCGCCAGCCCUCAGUCAUGCGGGGGGACAACCAGCUGCAGGUGACGACCGACCCAAACCUCUUGGCUAGCGCCGAUGAGUUUCACCUCUCACCGAUUGGGAUUGACACCGAUGACAUGGUCGGCUUCCUGGACCAGCCUGGCAUCUGGGACCUGGACAGCAACUGCUGGGCCCCGGGCAAUCAAAUUUCAAUGGCUACAAGCAACGGCAUGUGCGAGAUUGACGAGGGCAUGUUGGCCAUUGACUACAGCGCGCUAGGUGGCCAAGAGGCCAUGAUGGAGGGGACGAUGUGGACGCAAUAA